Messenger RNA from Diabrotica balteata, 1202 nucleotides. The record is from the annotation of a GenBank genome assembly. NCBI's taxonomy places the organism in Eukaryota, Metazoa, Arthropoda, Insecta, Coleoptera, Chrysomelidae.
AUUUGAUGUAAGCACUUUUUUAAUAGACGUUUCCAAUAGGUACAUGUGCUUCUUUUUUUCUUGUGAUUAUUAACUGAUAGACAACAUGGCUUUCAGGACGAUAUUAGUGUUCGCUUCUUGUGUUGUGUUUGUAACGUGUCAAGUUAGUUUAGAAAAAAUGUUUGCAAAUUGCGAGAUUGAAACCGAUGAAUUUGAUAACUGUUUAAAAGACAGAUUCAACGAACUCAGGCCAUAUUUUAAAGAAGGUCUCCCUGACUACGGUAUUGAAUCCUUUGAUCCAUUCUUUGCCAAUGAAGUUCCGUAUAAAAGCCGAAAUCCACUGUUUAACAUCAAACUGAUUUUAAGAAAUGUCACCGAAAGUGGAUGGACAUCAUCGGAAGUUACCAAAAUUAAAACAGACAUGCUGAGAAACCAGAUCGCCAUUACCCAGACUUUUCCUGAUAAACGACUCAAUGGUCAGUACGAAUUCGAAGGUACUAUUCUCGGCAGGAAGAUAAAUAAUAAAGGUGCAUGGAACUUAGCACUUUUUGAUUACGUACAAACAUUAACGGUUAAUAGAAAACCUGCAGGUCCAUCAGCACCCCUAGAGUAUCCUCCAAUCAAAGUAAAAUGUAAUUUGGAAACUUGUAAAAAUCUGGAACUACACAUUAGUAAUCUUGCCGGAGGACGAUCAUUUGUAGAAAGUAUGCUUGAUCGAGUAAUUAAUACCGCUUGGCAACCUGGAUUUGUUGUCUUAGCACCAAUUAUCAACGAAUUAGUUGGAACUGCCUUUACAGAAAUCUUCAAUAAAAAUUUCCAAGCAUUUCCAUUCUCCAAAGUAUUUGACCCAGAGCUUCAACGGCUUCAGAAAAAUCAACAACAGACUCAGCAAUCACAACAGCAACCUCAACAACAACCACAGCCACAAGUUCAAACGCAACAGCCACUACAACAGCAGCAGCCCCAGCAACCACAGCAGCAACCCGAGCAACAACCACAGCAGCAGCCCCAGCAACAACCACAGCAGCAGCCACAGCAACAGCCAGAAUUACAACCGCAGGCACAACUGCCUCAACUACAAGUAAUAGCUUAAAUAGUACGAGAUAUUAUUUAUUUGAAAGAUUAAGAAAUGAAGUGAUCUUUAAAGAUUUUUUUAUAAAAGAUAUACAUAGUGUACAUAAAAGUAUAGUAUAAGUUUGUUUUUUAAUAAAAAGUAAUAAACC